Messenger RNA from Nicotiana attenuata, 1430 nucleotides. RefSeq lists its product as uncharacterized. The record is from RefSeq and is a predicted model, not a curated record. The coding region runs from base 602 to 1072 and encodes 156 amino acids. The transcript is spliced from 4 exons. NCBI's taxonomy places the organism in Eukaryota, Viridiplantae, Streptophyta, Magnoliopsida, Solanales, Solanaceae.
CUUUCUCUGUGACUUUGUUCCCCUUAGAUUUCUACCCUUGCACUCCAAAAUUCAUCCUUAUGCUAAAAGCCCUAAUUUUUUUUAAUCCCUAAUUAUGAUUUUGGGUAAACUGGAAAACUUGUGUGAUUUUGGGUAAACUGGAAAACUUGUGUGACUAUGUAAUUAUUUGGAGGUCUCCUUCUCCGUUAAUCGAUUUUGUAAUCGCGAUGGUUUUUUAAAAAAAUCAGCUGAAAUUCAAUUGGUUUUUGCUUUAAAAUUUGAUGGGUUUAACGCUAUUACUGAUGUUGAUCUUUUCUUUUUUUGGACAUAACAUUUUGGAUUGGUUUGAAAAUUGAAAUUAAGGCUUGCCGUAGAAGUUGUUCAAACACCUGAUUUUGAGGAAGAAGAGGAUAUAAGUAGAAGGAGAAGAGGGGGAAAGGCGAAAGGGAAGGGGAAAGAAAGGGAGGGAGGGGGCUCACGUCAGAUUUGUUGAAUUAAAACAAAAGCAUUUAAAACAGAGAAAGAAGCUUGAUACCUGCUCUCUGUUCUACAACUAUAAAAGAAGAGAUACUGAUGUGAUUAAUAGAAUCAAAAACUAAUGUGGUAAAUUUCUGAAUAUUGUAUGUAUUUUGAAGAAGAUGAAAUGUUUAUCGAGAUGCCUACCGAUAAAAAAACUAUUGCGCCAAGCUGGCUCUUCCAGAAGAGGAAGCGACAGUAUUCAGCAGAAAGAGCUUCUAAAAUCAAGCUCAGGAGACAUGAUGUGUAUGCAAAUCAGUCAGCUGAUAAAAAAGAAAUGCUUUUAGCACAACGACGAUCAAAAAAUAUUGAGUCGACAAGCCAAGGUCUCUUGGUUGAACAUACUGAAGUAGCAUCAUCUUCUGAGACUGCUACUGAGUUAUCUGGACAGAGAAUACUAAAAAUAGAGGAAUCGUGUUGCCUUCCUGAAAAAGGUUCGAUUGCUGGGCCAGUAGCUGGUUGUGACAAAGGAAAAAAUAUUACCGACCACUUCUCCGUUUUGAACAUGGCUCCAGCUCUGGUGUACCCUAUGAACAACAUCAUGCAGAUACAUCUAUCGUCACAAACAAAGCACUAAAUAAGUUGGCUUGUCGCGGCGGACGAGGCGAGCUUGAGGCGUUUGGAAGUGAAGAGCGAAGCAACACCGGCCGGAACGUGCAAGAGUUGCCAGUAGUUGACCGGGCGCAUCAAAGCUUACUUCCAGGUUCUUUUUUCACCGGGAGUUGGUAUCUCCUGGUCUCUUGUUUACUCUUGUUUACUCUGCACACCUUUUUACGUAUUCUAGCUAGCAUCAUGUGUGUGGUUUACGCUAUCGCUAUCUAGCUAGCACCCUUUUUCGUAUUCUGCUAAACUCCGUGUGUGCAUCACUGUUUUUUAUAGUCGGUUGGAGGGAUAGUGGCCGCGGCGGGGAAUGGUGGUGUAAGGUCAUGUCCUCG